ACCCACUGCUGCAGAAGGCUGAAUUCCAAGGAAAUGUGCCCAAUAUCCAUGAAGCUGAGAUAAUCCUGAUGUAGUCCACCCGAAAGAAGCACCUCCCUCAUCUACUUUUACUAGUAUUCGACCUGCACGAGUUGUAUCUUCAACUUCUGAGGAAGAAGAAGCAUUUACUGAGAAAUUUCUUAAAAUUAAUUGCAGAUAUAUUACCAGGGGCAAGGGCACAGUCAGUGGUGUGCUGCUAGUUACACCAAAUAAUAUAAUGUUUGAUCCACAUAAAACUGACCCCUUGGUUCAAGAGAAUGGCUGUGAGGAAUAUGGCAUCAUGUGUCCAAUGGAAGAGGUGAUGUCAGCUGCAAUGUACAAAGAAAUUUUGGAUAGCAAAAUAAAGGAAUCCUUACCCAUAGAGAUAGAUCUCUUAUCAGGAAGGGACUUCUGCCAUUUAAAGAAAAUGACAAGAAGUAAUACUGAUGAAAUAGACUCAAGAAUCCGUGAUGCAGGUAAUGACAGUGCCAGCACUGCUCCUAGGAGCACUGAGGAGUCUCUUUCUGAAGAUGUGUUCACAGAAUCAGAACUCUCUCCUAUACGAGAAGAGCUUGUCUCUUCAGAUGAGCUGCGACAAGAUAAAUCAUCUGGUGCGUCAUCAGAAUCUGUGCAAACUGUCAGUCAGAGUGGGGUGGAAUGUUUGACAGUCAUAUCGGAGUCCACUAGUACAACUGAUCGUUUAACAUCUGAUCCUGGACAGUCUGCAAAUGAAGUUGGGACUCUUUCUCUUAAAACUGAUUUAAAUCUUGAAAUGGCCACUAAGAAAGGAGAUCAAGCUACAGAUAAUUUUCAAGAAAUAUCAGGUUCUAAAGAACAAACCACAAGUAUAAAAGGUAAUGCAGACCAAGAUCUUAAUGAGAACUCACUACACCAAGAAGAGGGUGAAAAAGGAAGUAUGCCUUGUGGUGAAGCAACAGAAUUUAAACAAAGGCAAACUGUCAGCAAAGGAAAACAAGGAAAGGAGCAAAAUCAGGACUCAGAGACAGAGGUAGAAGAGCUACGGAAACUCUGGAAAACCCAUACUAUGCAACAAACUAAACAGCAAAGGGAAAAUAUUCAACAGGUGUCAGAAAAAGAAAUUAAGCAUAAAAUAGCAACUGCAGAUAUCGAAGGUUCUGCACUUUUGAAAGAAAAGAGAAGGCAUCGGUUACAUAAGUUCCUAUGUCUCAGAGUUGGAAAACCAAUGAGGAAAACAUUUGUAUCUCAAGCAAGUGCAACAAUGCAACAGUAUGCACAGAGGGAUAAGAAACAUGAAUACUGGUUUGCUGUUCCACAAGAAAGGACAGACCACUUAUAUGCCUUCUUCAUUCAGUGGAGUCCAGAAAUAUAUGCAGAAGAUACUGGUGAAUACACCAGAGAACCUGGAUUUAUAGUAGUAAAAAAGAUUGAAGAAUCUGAAACAAAUGAGGAUUCUACUAAUGAAGCAGCAGCAAGAGAAUGGGAGGUAGUGUCAGUGGCUGAGUAUCACCGCAGGAUCGAUGCUCUAAAUGCUGAAGAACUGCGCACACUCUGCAGACGUCUCCAGAUUACUACAAGGGAAGACAUAAAUUCAAAGCAGCUUGCUCCAGUGAAAGCAGACCUGGAGUCUGAAUCUUUUCGACCAAACCUAAGUGAUCCUAGUGAACUCUUACUGCCAGAUCAAAUUGAAAAGCUUACCAAGCAUCUUCCACCAAGGACAAUUGGCUAUCCAUGGACCCUUGUUUAUGGGACUGGGAAGCAUGGCACAAGCUUGAAGACCCUUUAUCGAACAAUGACAGGUUUAGACACCCCAGUGCUGAUGGUGAUUAAAGACAGUGAUGGGCAGGUUUUUGGUGCAUUAGCAUCUGAGCCAUUUAAAGUGAGUGAUGGUUUUUAUGGUACAGGAGAGACCUUUGUCUUUACAUUCUGUCCAGAGUUUGAGGUCUUUAAGUGGACAGGAGAUAAUAUGUUUUUUAUCAAAGGAGACAUGGAUUCACUAGCUUUUGGUGGUGGAGGAGGAGAAUUUGCCCUUUGGCUUGAUGGAGAUCUCUACCAUGGAAGAAGCCAUUCUUGUAAAACAUUUGGGAAUCGUACACUUUCUAAGAAGGAAGACUUCUUUAUCCAAGACAUUGAAAUCUGGGCUUUUGAAUAAAUAGAAUGCUGUCUUAGCAGGAUGAUGGCCCAAACCUGACAUGGACAAGCAUUGUUUGGAAAGUUCAAGAAGCAAUACAAUGUAACAUGUCAUUCGUGCUUUAAAAUUAGUUGGUAUCAGCAUUUAUUACAGCUAUAAUUUUGGAAUUUAUUUUUAAAAUCAUGUUUCUGUCCCAGAGUUGUUUAGGUUUAGACCACGGCAUAGGUCCAUGGAGUAUAACAGCUUGAGUUUUGUCAGAAUAUUGGCAGCAUUUUGAUCAUAGUGACCACCUCAUCUACAAUCCAUGUUAUCUCAAGUCUCCUAAUAGGAUGGUGCUCUUUUGUUGAACCUAUUUUGGUUUAUUAUUUUUAAAACUAUAUUGAUUGUUUUACUAGAGCAGUCUAAUUGGGGCAUUGAGGGAAUGAAGACUAGAUACUACUGUAUAUGUGAGGUUGGCGCAGGUGACCUUUGGAUGUGCUCUACUUAUUCUUAUGAAGGAAAAAAAUACAUGCCAAAAUAAUGUAUACUUUGUAGACUACUGAGUUCUAGUUUUAAUUCACACUACAACAUUCUCUUUAUUAAUUUUUCAGGUAUUCUUAAUUUCAUUUUAAUAAAAAUGAAACUUGAGAAUUCUGGUUGUAAUAGACCACAACACACAUGAUCUACAGGUUUGGGCAAAUGUUUUAUCAUUGAAUUAUCGGGUGAAGAGUUAUAAAAUGACACAGGAGAAUGAGAACUUGGUGAUUCUACUGAAUUUAAUAUGUCAAGCAAGAAAAUAUACUAUUUACAUAUUUGUAGCUUAGCAGGGCAUUAUCAUAAGUAUAAAAACUAUGAAACAGAUGCAUAUUUCUUCAACAUAUUGUGUCAGGUAACCUGUUUUAUAGUUCUGUUGUUUUAGCCUUGUUACACACCAACUCCCAAAAUAUAGGUUCCUCUUCAAAAGGAAAAAAACUUGUGAUUUUUUUUGAGUGGUAUGUGUUAUUAAUUACCGUUAGCAUUUGCUGUUAUAAAAGGGCAGUGAUUAUAGUAGACAAUAUUGUAACUCAGUAGACUUGUUGCAUAUGCAAACUUACUGUCAAGUGACCUCAACAAAAAAAAAAGAAAAGCUAGAAUAUACUAGUAGUUCUUAUCCUCUUUUGUAGGAGACCAAUAAUAAGCCAUUGUGGCAAUAAUCCAUCAAUUUCAAAGCUUCAUGUUAUGCACACACAAAAAAUCCUGCUGUUAUACAUGUGACAGUGACCUUGUGCUGAAAUUUCAGCUAUUCCAGAUAAACAUUGUAUAUUAUCUUGUAAAUUAAUGUUUAAAGGUAGUUUUGUUCUUAUAGAAAGUGUUGAUUGCCAGGUUGCUUAUAGCACUUUAAAUUAUUCUAAAAAUGAAUUAUAAGCCAAAUAUGUUGGCUAAAGUAGUUUUAGUUGUAUAGCACUUGAAUAUAUUUAGACCUUUUGAAAGUUUAGAUAAUUAUCUAAAGAAAGCAUAAUAUUAAUGGAAAAGAAAAUCUGAUGUUCUAUUUAAUAUGCUAUUGCUGAAUAUGAAUAGAAAUGCAGGGCAUCACUUCCUUGUCUAUGUAAAGUUUUCUCAUUAUAAGUUAGUAACAGUAUAUAGAUUAAAUGUUUACAAUAUAAGGAAUUGUAAAUAAACAUAUCAGUUUUCCCCCACCUCUGGUCUUCCACAGCAGUAUUAUUGUCUUUGUGGAGUUGACUAAUCAUUAAAAAAAAAAAAAAAAUCCUGUAUUGGAUUUGAAUUACAAUAAAGUUAUAGUUGUGUAUACCAAAUAAAAUUAAAUACAUAAAUA
Molecule: messenger RNA, 3920 nt
Organism: Equus caballus (horse)
Lineage: Eukaryota; Metazoa; Chordata; Mammalia; Perissodactyla; Equidae
Source: RefSeq, a predicted model, not a curated record